This is a messenger RNA of Pungitius pungitius (ninespine stickleback), 2386 nucleotides long. RefSeq names its product gastrula zinc finger protein XlCGF26.1-like. Bases 21 to 1943 code for a protein of 640 amino acids. Gene Ontology annotation, biological process: regulation of transcription by RNA polymerase II. NCBI's taxonomy places the organism in Eukaryota, Metazoa, Chordata, Actinopteri, Perciformes, Gasterosteidae. The transcript has 2 exons. The record is from RefSeq and is a predicted model, not a curated record. Gene Ontology annotation, molecular function: RNA polymerase II cis-regulatory region sequence-specific DNA binding; DNA-binding transcription factor activity, RNA polymerase II-specific.
AAGGGCUGGAGAAGGCUGACAUGACUGUGUCAUUCACUCCUGUGAAGAGUGAAGAUGUUAAAGUGGAAGCUCAUUCCUCGCAACCUAAUCACAGAAAAACUGAACAGAUGGAGACAGGAGGUGAUGGAGAGGACUGUGGAGGACCAGAACCAGACCGCAACUCGGGUCCGGCCAGUCCUCCAGAUACUGAUAAGAAAACUGGAGACUCUUCUGAGACUGAGGACAGUGGUGAUUGGAAUGAGACCAGAGAACCUCUGUCUGGUGAAGAGUUUGCCAGUGAUUCUAGAUGUAGAACAAGUAAGAAACCUUUGAUCUGUUCUGAAUGUAAGAAAACAUUUGGUUGCAUUCAGAAGCUGAGGAAACACAUGAUGACCCACACAUCAGAGAAACCUUUCAGCUGCUCACAGUGUGGUAAAUGUUUCACUAAAAGGGGAAGUCUAAAAAUACACGAGAGAUGUCACACAGGGGAGAAACCUUUCCGCUGCUCACAGUGUGGUAAAUGUUUCACCCAAAGGGGAAGUCUAAAAAUACACGAGAGAUUGCACACAGGGGAGAAGCCUUUCAGCUGCUCAGCUUGUGGUAAAUGUUUCUCUGAUAGUGGAGCGCUGAAGAAACACAUUUGUUGUCAUACAGGGGAGAAAUCUUUCAGCUGCUCAGAAUGUGGUAAAUGUUUCACCCAAAGGGGAAAUCUAAAAAUUCACAUGAGACGUCACACAGGGGAGAAACCUUUCAGCUGCUCACAGUGUGGUAAAUGUUUCACCCGAAGGGGAAAUCUAAAAAUACACGAAAGAUGGCACACAGGGGAGAAACCUUUCAGCUGCUCAGAUUGUGCUAAAUGUUUCUCUGAUAGUGGAGCGCUGAAGAAACACAUGUGUUGUCAUACAGGGGAGAAACCUUUCAGCUGCUCACAGUGUGGUAAAGGUUUCACUCAAAGUCAAUAUCUAAAGAGUCACAUGAGAUUGCACACAGGGGAGAAACCUUUCAGCUGCUCAGAGUGUGGUAAAUUUUUCACUUAUAGUGGAGCGCUGAAGAAACACAUGUGUUGUCAUACAGGGGAGAAACCUUUCAGCUGCUCACAGUGUGGUAAAGGUUUCACUCAAAGUCAAAAUCUAAAGAGUCACAUGAGAUUGCACACAGGGGAGAAACCUUUCAGCUGCUCACAGUGUGGUAAAUGUUUCACUGAAAGUCAAAAGCUAAAGAGUCAUAUGAGAUCGCAUACAGGGGAGAAACCUUUCAGCUGCUCACAGUGUGGUAAAGGUUUCACUCAAAGUCAAAAUCUAAAGAGUCACAUGAGAUUGCACACAGGGGAGAAACCUUUCAGCUGCUCACAGUGUGGUAAAUGUUUCACCCAAAGGGGAAGUCUAAAUGUACACAUGAGAUGUCACACAGGGGAGAAACCUUUCAGCUGCUCAGAUUGUGGUAAAGCUUUCACUACAAAUGGAGAUCUAAAGAACCACAUGAGAUUUCACACAGGGGAGAAACCUUUCAGCUGCUCAGAUUGUGGCAAAGGUUUCACUACAAAUAGAGAUCUAAAUACACACAUGCGACGUCACACAGGAGAGAAACCUUUCAGCUGCUCACAGUGUGGUAAAUGUUUCACUGAAAGUCCAUCUCUAAAAAGUCACAUGAGAUUGCACACAGGGGAGAAACCUUUCAGUUGCUCACAGUGUGGUAAAUGUUUCACCCAAAGGGGAAGUCUAAAUGUACACAUGAGAUGUCACACAGGGGAGAAACCUUUCAGCUGCUCAGAUUGUGGCAAAGGUUUUACUACAAAUGGAGAUCUAAAGAAACACAUGCGACGUCACACAGGAGAGAAACCUUUCAGCUGCUCACAGUGUGGUAAAUGUUUCACUAGAAGUAGAGAUGUGAAGAGACACAUGAGAUGUCAUACGCUGUGUAAAUCUAAAAGUCCACAUGAAAACUCAGAUGAGAAUCCCCUUUAACGUCUUUCCCUAAUUUACAUUACCGUUUCCCACGUGAGUUUUGAAUAUCCGUCGCAAAGCUAUAAUGACACAUAUUUGAAGCUACUCUUCAUGUUCACAAUUACAACCAACUAUCUAAGAAUUCCUCACAGGGAUUUAUUGGGACGACACUCUUUUAUUGGGACGACACUCUUGUUUGGUUUUUCCUAUGCUCCUGAGGGUUUUGGGUCACAGGAUGUCACGUGUGAUGUACAAAAUGAAAUUAAUUUAAAUAUCUUCUAAAAGAUGGUCAGAAGUUCAUAUUCCAAGAACAAAAUGUUCUUGUCAGUCACACACAAACUAUAAACUAUGCUAAGCUAUUAAUUCAUUGGAAAGGUGUAAUCUAAGGCAGUGAUUCUAAACCAUCGGUCCGCGAGCGCCACCUAGAGGGUUUUUACCCGUGGGCCGCAGUUGAAAUAUUUCUA